ACCGCGCACUUGUGAUCACUAUAUCCAGUCCAACCGCGUCUCUACUCAAGGGUCGCAUUAGCUUGCCGACCCCCAAAGCAGCUCAUUCUAUCCCAAGCGUUGUGCACGUAUCUGCACAUCUUUUCUAACCCGCGUCCGUUUCUGGAGUCACUGCCGUUCGACUAAUACUCUAUCAUUCACCAUGGCUUCAUUCGAAGACUACGAUGAGUUCGGCAACUACAUCGGUGGGGACCUGGAAUCAGAUGAAGAGGAGGAGAAUGUUCCCCAGCAGACUUUCCAGCAACAGCAGCAGACGCCCGCACCGCUAGAGGGGUUCGAGGAGGAUGAGCCUAUGGAGGCGCCGGCAGAGGACGCACUUAUGCAAGUGGACGAGCCCGUGCAUAAUGCUGUUAUCCUUCACGAGGACAAACAGUACUACCCUUCCGCAUCCGAGGUUUAUGGUGAGGAUGUGGAAGCCAUUGUCCAGGAGGAAGAUACACAGCCGUUGUCGGAACCCAUAAUUGCUCCUGUGAAGGUGCGGAAAUGGACGGUAGAGGAAAAGGACAUGCCGGAGACCCGAUUUGAUAAAGGGUACUUGCUGAAUAUGAUGGCUUUCUCCGAGUUUGUGAGGAACGUAGCUGUCGUAGGGCACCUGCACCAUGGAAAGACGUCUUUGUUGGACAUGUUAAUCUUCGAAACGCAUAAGUUGACAUGGGACGCGGAUAAGCCGCUUCGGUAUACCGAUACCCACCAUUUAUCACGGGAACGCGAAAUAUCCAUCAAGUCGUCCCCCAUGUCCCUCAUCCUGUCCAACAGUGCUGGAAAAUCACAUCUGAUUCACCUUAUCGACACGCCUGGACACGUCAAUUUCGUGGAUGAGGUCGCUUCAGCAAUCCGCUUAGUCGACGGUAUCGUGGUGGUGGUCGACGUGGUCGAGGGGUGCAUGGUCAACACAGAACAAAUCAUACGACAUGCCAUCCAAGAAAAUGUCAAAAUCACUCUAGUAGUCAACAAAAUUGACAGGCUCAUCCUCGAGUUACGGAUUCCCCCAGCUGACGCUUUCUACAAAAUCAAACACACCAUCGAGGAGAUUAAUACCUUCAUCAGUACCAUCAAUCCCGACCCCGAGCUCCGGCUCAGCCCCGAAAGGGGAAAUGUUGCAUUUGCAAGUACAGACUUGCACUGGUGUUUCACGCUGCGAUCGUUUGCGCAGAUGUAUGCAGAUGCGUACGGCCCUCUGGAUGUCCAGUCCUUCGCCGACCGAUUAUGGGGUGACAUCUACUUCAACUCCGAGACUCGCAAAUUCACUCGAAAACCAUCAGACCCGGAGCACAAGCGUACCUUUGUCCACUUCAUCAUGGAGCCGCUCUACAAAUUAUACAGUCAGGUGCUGAGUGAGGAUACCGAGACCUUGAAGGAGACUCUGUCCGGAUUGGGCAUAUCGCUCAAGCCGGUGAUGUAUAAGAUGGAUGUGCGGCCUCUGCUCAAGGCGAUACUGGACCAGUUCUUCGGCCCCGCGGUUGGGCUGGUGGAUAUGAUAGUGGAGAACAUCCCCUCCCCUGUGGAAGCCACAGCUACGAAGGUCGAGCACACAUAUACUGGCCCCCAGACAUCAGAUAUCGCCAAAAGCAUGAAGGAAUGCGACGCCGCAGCACCGGUCAUGGUACAAGUAACAAAGCUGUACCAUACGACGGAUGCGCAAUCAUUCCGAGCUUUCGGACGUGUCAUGAGCGGUACUCUCAAGAAGGGGACAGAAAUCAAGGUGCUGGGUGAAGGGUACUCGCCGGAAGACGAGGAAGACAUGAUGAAGGCUAACGUGGAGGAUAUCUGGAUUAGCGAGUCUCGCUAUUUCAUUCCGGCCGAAGAAGCACCGGCAGGUAACUUGGUCCUCAUCGGUGGAGUGGAUGCCUCUAUAACCAAGACAGCCACCCUGGCUUCCCCUGACAUCGAGGAAGACCUCCACAUCUUCCGGCCAAUCAAACAUAUGACGCAAUCCGUGUUGAGGAUUGCCAUCGAGCCUGUUGCGCCAUCCGAGCUGCCCAAGAUGUUGUCUGGACUUCGGAGUAUCAACAAAUCCUACCCACUUGCCGCGACCAAGGUGGAGGAAAGCGGGGAGCACGUCUUGAUCGGCACGGGCGAGUUGUAUCUCGACUGCGUGAUGCACGAUCUGAGGAGACUGUUCGCGGAGAUCGAGAUCAAGGUAUCCGAUCCUGUGACGAAGUUUUGCGAGACAGUCUUGGAGACGAGUGCUCUCAAGUGUUAUGCAGAUACGCCGAACAAAAAGAACCGUAUCACUAUGAUUGCCGAGCCCUUGGAGAAGGGUAUCGCGGAGGAUAUCGAGAACGGGAAGGUAACGAUGAGGAUGACUCCCAAGGAGCGGGGCACUUUCUUCCAAGAGAAGUACCAGUGGGAUUUGCUUGCCUCACGAUCAAUAUGGGCGUUUGGGCCUGAUGACAGUGGCCCGAAUAUUCUGUUAGAUGAUACCCUGCCUUCUCAAGUUGAUAAGAAGAUGCUGGGUUUAGUGAAGGAGCAUAUCAAACAGGGCUUCCAAUGGGGUGCACGGGAGGGACCAUUAUGCGAUGAGCCUAUGCGGAACGUCAAAUUCCGGAUACUGGAUGCCAGUCUGGCUCAGGAGCCAAUAUUCCGUGGUGGUGGUCAGAUUGUUCCUACGGCUCGGCGUGUCUGCUACUCAUCCUUCUUGAUGGCUGCCCCGCGGUUGAUGGAGCCUAUAUACUACGUUGAAGUUCAGGCACCUGCGGAUUGCAUUUCUGCGGUAUACACCGUCUUGGCCCGACGACGUGGUCACGUCACGCAGGAUAUACCAAAAGCUGGUUCACCUCUCUACACAGUCAAGGCUCUCAUCCCUGUCAUGGACGCGAACGGUUUCGAAACCGAUCUGCGGACUGCGACGCAGGGACAGGCCUUCUGCGUGCAGGUGUUUGACCAUUGGUCGAUUGUCCCCGGUGACCCGACUGACAGUAGUAUCAAGCUGCGCCCCCUGGAGCCCGCAUCAGGUCAGGCCUUGGCAAGGGACUUCGUCCUCAAAACUCGUCGGAGGAAAGGUCUCGGAGACCAGAUUGCGGUGUCAAAAUACUUGGACGACGAGUUUGUUUUGGCUUUGUCGGCAGUAGCGCUCUCUGCUCUCGUCGUCGUAGCCGCCGCUGCGGUCUGCACGGCGGAGGAGACCAAGCCUGUGUUCCAGCCUACUGCCCUCGAAGCUCCAUUCCUUGAACAGUUUACGGAAGGCUGGGACUCGCGGUGGACACCGUCAGAGGCCACGAAGAAGACACCGGUCGGCAAAGAGACCUUCAGCUACGUCGGGAAAUGGGAUGUUGAGGAGCCCAUUACUCCCGUGAUCGAAGGCGACAAGGGCCUCGUAGCUAAGACGAAGGCUGCCCACCACGCCAUCUCUGCGCCCUUCCCUGAGCCAGUCGACUUCAGCGAGAAGCCGCUUGUGGUACAAUAUGAAGUCAAGUACCAGAAGGGUGGGAACUGCGGAGGUGGAUACCUCAAGCUCCUCCGAGAUGGUUUCCAGACCAGUGGAAAGGAGUUUGACGACAAGACGCCUUGGGUGGUCAUGUUUGGGCCUGACUUGACGUGUCCUGGUACUAAGUUGCACUUCAUCUUCCAACACAAGAACCCCAUCACCGGGGAGUACGAAGAGAAGCACCUCAAGAACGCACCCAAGCCCUCCAUUGAGAAGCUCACUAACCUUUAUACCCUCAUUGUUAACCCGGAUAAUACGUACGAGAUUCUUUUCAACGGUGACAGCGUUAGCGAGGGCAGCCUCUUGGAGGACUUUACCCCUGCUGUCAACCCUCCCAAGGAGAUCGACGAUCCUGAGGACAAGAAGCCCGAGGAUUGGGUCGACAUCAAGAGGAUUCCUGACCCCGAGGCCAGGAAGCCUGAGGACUGGGACGAAGAUGCACCCUAUGAAAUCCCCGACGAGGAGGCGGAGAAGCCCGAGGGUUGGUUAGAUGAUGAGCCCGAGAUGAUUCCUGACCCUGACUCCGAGAAGCCUGAAGAAUGGGACGACGAGGAAGAUGGUGAAUGGAUUCCGCCUAUGGUUCGCAAUCCCAAGUGCGACGAGGCACCUGGCUGUGGCGAGUGGAAGCGUCCUUUCAAGCCUAACCCCAACUACAAGGGCAAGUGGUACGCACCCAUGAUCGAUAACCCUGCAUACAAGGGCGAAUGGGCCCCUCGUAAGAUCCCCAACCCCGACUACUUCGAGGAUUUGACUCCUGUCAAGAGCCUCGACAAGAUCGGCGGCGUCGGUAUCGAGCUCUGGACCAUGACGGAGGACAUCCUCUUCGAUAACAUCUACGUUGGCCACUCUGUAGAGGAUGCCAACAAACUGAAGGCGGAGACGUUCGACAUCAAGAAGCCCCUUGAAGUUGCUGAGCAGAAGAAGAACGAUCCUCUUGACGAUGAUGAUGAGGAGAUCGACUGGAAGGAGGAUCCCAUUGGGUUUGUCCGCGAGAAGGUUUUCACCUUCAUUGACGCGGCCAAAGUGGACCCUGUGCUCGCUUUCAAGUCGCAGCCGGAGACAGGAAUCGCCCUCGCUGGCGCUGCUCUCACUUUCUUCGGUAUGCUCGGUGCUUUGUUCGGUCUGGUCGGCGCUUCGCAAAAACCAAUCACCAAGUCCUCGAAAAAGACUGACGCCCCUACACCUGACGACAAGGUCAAGACCGAUACUGCUCCUGUAGCGCCCGCGGGCGGCAAGAAGGAGGAGACGACGGUCAAAAAGCGGAAGUAGCUCUGUUUAAUGGGUUUCGGGCUGUAUGCUAUGUUUCACUUAGCUUGUCUACCGCAAUGCGAUCGCUUUCAAUGGCCAACGAUGGCAUCCCGAGCCGAGGAUGGUUGGCUGACUUGCGCGCCGUUGCGAUGUAUUUUAUUGAACCUAGGUUCCGAAUGCAAUCUUGUGGAUUACUCCUUCGGACAAGAAAGGGCGUGUAUGGCAGAGCAGAGAUAUACGAUAACAUUAUGGUAAGCGGUGGCGUUGUGGCUUCUAUAGAUU
This is a messenger RNA of Gloeophyllum trabeum ATCC 11539, 4996 nucleotides long. Its product is annotated as Calreticulin-domain-containing protein. The coding region runs from base 182 to 4735 and encodes 1517 amino acids. Gene Ontology annotation, cellular component: cytosol; endoplasmic reticulum; U4/U6 x U5 tri-snRNP complex. The transcript is spliced from 22 exons. Gene Ontology annotation, molecular function: GTPase activity; U5 snRNA binding; translation elongation factor activity. NCBI's taxonomy places the organism in Eukaryota, Fungi, Basidiomycota, Agaricomycetes, Gloeophyllales, Gloeophyllaceae. Gene Ontology annotation, biological process: protein folding; mRNA splicing, via spliceosome. The record is from RefSeq and is a predicted model, not a curated record.